UUGCAGGCUAUAUGUUCAAGGCCUCUUGUGCCGAAAACAUAUUCUCACAACUUUAUUCUCCUCAAGUUUCAAGUUUCAACCAUGGGAGAAGAGAAUGCCAAGGCAAGCUACAGCUCCCUCAGCCCAAUGGACAAAAAGAAGGGAGGAUUUACUGCUUCCAGCUUCAUUUUUGUCUUGCUGGCAUUGGACAACAUGGGGUUUGUGGCAAACAUGGUGAGCAUGGUCCUCUACUUUAUGAUUGUGAUGAAAUUUGAUCUGGCACACUCUGCCAACACUCUCACAAACUUCAUGGGAUCAACUUUCUUGCUCUCCCUCACCGGCGGCUUCAUUUCUGAUACAUACUUGAGCAGGUUCACAACAUGUCUGAUUUUCGGCGCAGUCGAAAUACUGGCUUUGGUGCUGAUGACAAUUCAAGCUUAUUCAAAGGAUUUGCACCCAAAACCUGGUUGCAAGUCAAGUUGUGUGGAAGGCGGUAUGGCCUUUAUGCUCUAUGCAUCCUUGUGUUUGCUAGCAUUGGGAUCAGGUGGUGUGAGGGGAGCGCUGCCGGCACUUGGUGCAGACCAGUUUAACCGGAAAGAGGAAGCGAAAUCACUUGCAACAUUUUUCAAUGGGCUCAUGCUCAGUAGUACACUUGGAGCAACUAUUGGUGUCACAUUCAUUGUGUAUGUUAGCACCAAUGUAGCUUGGUAUUGGGGUUUCUUUAUCUCAACAAUUGCAACUUUUGUCGGGUUUGCUGUGCUUGCUAUUGGCAAGCCUUUCUACCGCCUCCAAAUCCCCGGAGACAGUCCCAUCAUAAGGAUCGUUCAGGUUAUCGUCGUUGCGAUAAAAAAUAGACGUUUACCACAGCCAGGGAGCCCUCAAGAACUGUAUGAGAUCAGUGAAAAAGAGUCAAAUUACUUUGAAGAAAAAAUUGCACAUACUCAUCAGUUCAGGUUUCUAGACAAAGCAGCCAUACUUGGCAAAGACACCAAGCCCCAACAAUGGGUGGUUUGCACAGUAACACAAGUGGAAGAAGUCAAGGUCCUAACAAGAAUGUUGCCCAUUCUGUUCAGCACCAUCAUAAUGAACACUUGUUUAGCACAACUCCAAACAUUCUCAGUCCAACAAGGGAACGCCAUGAACCGCUACUUGGGCUCUUUUGAGGUGCCGGCGCCAUCAAUUCCUGUCAUCCCUCUCCUUUUCAUGUCUAUUCUCAUCCCAAUCUAUGAGUUCUUCUUCGUUCCUUUUGCUAGAAAGAUCACAAACCAUCCUUCAGGCAUCACGCAGCUUCAACGCGUCGGUGUUGGACUAGUCCUAUCUGCAAUUUCAAUGGCUGUAGCCGGCAUUGUUGAAGUGAAGAGAAAAAACCAAGUCCACAAGGACAUAACAAAGCCCAUAAGUCUCUUUUGGCUUUCUUUCCAAUAUGCUAUCUUUGGAAUUGCUGACAUGUUCACUCUAGUUGGACUGCUAGAGUUUUUCUACAAGGAAGCACCAGCAGGCAUGAAAUCUCUCUCCACUUCAUUCACAUGGCUGUCACUUGCAUUUGGUUAUUUCUUGAGCUCCAUCUUUGUUGAUGUCAUAAAUGCUGUGACCAAAAGAAUUGCUCCAAGCAAACAAGGAUGGCUGCAUGGAAUUGACAUCAACAAAAACAAUGUGCACCUAUUUUACUGGUUCUUGGCCAUCCUUAGCUGCAUCAACUUUGCAAACUAUCUUUACUGGGCUUCAUGGUACAAAUACAAAACAGAUGAACCUGCUUCUAAGAUUCAGCUGAAGCCUUUGAACCAGAUCCCUCUUAUCAAUGGUGACCCAAGUACUCAAGACAGUGUAAUAAAGACUAAAGAAGAAAAGGUAACAGCUUUAUGAAGCCCAAAAAAUAAAGCAUAUAGUAACCAAGGGGUGGAAGCUCACUGAAGAACAAUGUGCUGAUGAGGGUACUGAGCUCUGAAAAGGUUGAAGAAGAGCUAGAGAUAAUUAAUGGGGUUUUACUGAUAUUUUAUAUUUUUAAUUUUUGGGCUCAGUCUCUCUUUGAUCUUAUUUUUGUGUGUGUUUGUAAUUGUAAGAUUGUUUUUGGGUUUGGGACUGAGAAUGUGUGGGGUAUAUUAUAUAGGGAUGCUUACCGGUUCUGAGUUGCUCACUACUCCUAGCUUGACGUGUUUUGAACUGUGAAUUUAAGGAUGUGUGGAUUGGGAUUGA
Molecule: messenger RNA, 2172 nt
Organism: Prunus dulcis (almond)
Lineage: Eukaryota; Viridiplantae; Streptophyta; Magnoliopsida; Rosales; Rosaceae
Product: protein NRT1/ PTR FAMILY 4.5-like
Exons: 6
Coding region: 82-1842 (586 amino acids)
Biological process (GO): transmembrane transport
Cellular component (GO): membrane
Molecular function (GO): transmembrane transporter activity
Source: RefSeq, a predicted model, not a curated record